CAUUUUCCAGACUGAAGUUCCAUCCUGUGUACGCUGUGGAAUCCUUUAAUUUUACCACUCCUAAAUUGUUGAUAACAGUUCAUUAAGUUUGUUCAUUUAUACAAAUAAUUCGUGUACAAUAUUGCGCAGUAAGUUGUUAGUGCGCUAUUGUAUGUGAGUAGCGAUUUUUUCAUGUUUGAUCAAAAAUAGAAGCAGACAAAACUACGCCUCAGAAAAACGAGUAGCACCAUGUCCAAGGACAUCCGAUCAUUUUUCUCGGUGGGAUCGAAAGCGAAAAAACCGAACCCACCGAAGGAACCGUCUUCCGCCUCGAGCAAGCGGAAGGUCAUCAUCGACAGCGACGACGAGCCGGAUGAUCGCAGGAAAGCCGUUUCCACGCCGGAAAAACCCAGUUCCAUCGCUUCGCAACACAAGAAACGUCGCGUAAUCGAUUCCGACGAUGAAGACGAAAAGAGUCCGAUCAAGGAGAAGACCAGCAGUUCCAAGUCUUCGUCGUCGUCUUCUGUGAAACCGAAUUUGUCGAAACUGAAAGCGGUGAGUGCGGCGGACGUUUUCAGCUCGGCACCGAUUAAGAGGAAGGAGGUCCCAAAGCCUAGCAAGAAGGCGAUUAAGGAAGAGAUUGAAAUCCACUCGGACGAGGAGUUUGAAAAGACUUUGCUGGGGUUGGAUGAGGUUAUUCCUGACACAUCUCCUCCAGCGAAGAAGAAGGAGAAGGUGAAAGAUAGUCCGAUGAAGAAGGAGAAGGAUAGUCCCGCUAAAAAGAAGGAAGUCAACGGACACGGACAUGGGGAAGACAAAAAGAAAGAGCUCGAGAAGAAGAAAACCCCAACACCGGAGAAACCGGCUAUCGUGAAGAAGGAAAUUACCAGCGAUGGAGGAACACCGAAGAGCUCCAAGAAGAAUCCGAAUGAAUCGAUUCCAAAGGAGAAGAGCAAGGAGAAACCGGCUAUCGUGAAGAAGGAAAGUACCAGCGACGGAGGGACACCGAAGAGCUCCAAGAAGGAUCCUAAUGAAUCGAUCCUAACGGAUGAGGAGCGUCACGAACGCAAACGGAUGUCCGCUAUGCUGUAUCAGAAGUUCAAGAAUCGCCAGGGUCCGACAAAUCCGGGCAGUAAAGAGAUUCCCAAGGGGAAACCGAAUUGUUUGGCAGGGCUGCAGUUCGUGGUGACCGGAGUGCUGGAAUCGAUGGAAAGAGACGAAUGUGCCCAGAUUAUUAAGGAUUUCGGUGGAAAGGUGGUUGCUUCGGUUUCGAAAAAGCUCACGCAUAUGGUUGUCGGCGAUGACGCUGGACCUUCAAAGUUGGCAAAGGCUGAUGAGCUUGGAAUUCCACAGAUCUCCGAAGACGUUCUGCUAGAUUUGAUCCGCGAACGGUCGGGGUUGCCGAAGAAGGGCAGCACUUCAGUUGGUUCGAGUUCUGCUUCAUCGGAAAAGAGCAAACCGAAAGAGGACAAAUCACCUUCCAACGAAUCCAAAGAGAAAAAGCGCAAGAAGGUGGACGAACCGGAGCCCAAGAAGAAGAAGACUCCCGAGAAGAAGCAUUCAGAAUUUAGCGCUCCAAUAGCGAAGCUUCCGAAAAUUCCAAAGAUCGAGAAGGUUUCCUCGGAAAAGAAGUCCCCAAAGAAGUCACUCACUUGGGAACCAAUGGCUCCGAUCGUACGGGAAGUAACCAGUUACCAAAACGACAUCAACAGCACUGAAAACAUGGCCUGGGUCGACAAGUAUAAGCCUACCUCGGUCAAGCAGAUCAUCGGCCAAACUGGUCCAGCCAGCAACGUUCAAAAAUUGCUCAACUGGCUGUCCAAAUGGCACUCGAACCGCGGAAAAAACAUCCCUCGACCAAAUCCCUGGGCCAAGAACGAUGAAGGCGCGUACUACAAGGCGGUUCUGCUUUCCGGAUCUCCUGGAGUGGGCAAAACCACCACCGCCACGCUGGUGUGCAAGGAGCUAGGAUUCGAUGCGGUCGAGUUCAAUGCUUCCGACACCAGAAGCAAGAGGCUUCUCAAGGAGGAAGUGGCCGAGCUGCUGAACAAUAAGUCCCUGUUUGGGUACUUUACCGAGGGCGGAAAGGGCGACAAGGUUACCAAGAAACACGUCCUGGUGAUGGACGAGGUCGACGGCAUGGCCGGCAAUGAGGACCGCGGCGGAAUCCAGGAGCUGAUCGCCCUCAUCAAGGACAGUCACGUGCCGAUCAUUUGCAUGUGCAACGAUCGGAACCACCAGAAGAUGCGAUCGCUGGUGAACUACUGCUACGAUCUGAGAUUCAAUAAGCCCAGGGUGGAGCAGAUUAAGGGCGCCAUGAUGUCCGUGUGCUUCAAGGAGGGUCUCAAGCUCGCGCCGGGGGCCCUGGAGGAGAUAAUUUCCGGCACCGGAGGCGACGUUCGUCAAACGUUGAACCACCUGGCUUUGUACAGUGCUGGCAAGGCUGCCGGUAGCCUUAGUGUGGAAAAAGCCAAAAAAGAAGCGGAAACUGCUCACAAGGACGUCAAGAUGGGCCCGUGGGACGUCGUCCGGAAGGUGUUCUCCGCCGAGGAACACAAGAACAUGUCCAUUCACGACAAAUCGGAUCUGUUCUUCCACGAUUACAGCUUAGCUCCGUUGUUCGUUCAGGAGAACUAUCUAAAAGUAUCACCUCGGGUUCCGAAGCCCAAACUGAUGGACCAGGUAGCCCUUGCGGCGGAUAGCUUAAGUCGAGGCGACAUGGUCGAUCGGAGAAUUCGGUCCAAUAUGGCAUGGACCCUGCUCCCGCUGCAGGCCAUGUACAGUUCGGUUAUGCCUGGUGAGUACAUGGAAGGUUCCUUUACCGGACAGAUCAACUUCCCCGGAUGGCUGGGCAAGAACUCAAAAGCUUCCAAGCGAAAACGCCUUGCCCAAGAAAUACACGAUCACACUCGGAUCAGCACCUCCGGAUCGAGACUCUCGGUUCGAUUGGACUAUGCACCGUUCCUCGUCAAUGCGAUUGUACGUCCCCUGAAGGAAAGAGGAUCCGAAGGUGUCCAGGAAGCCCUGAACGUCAUAAAGGAGUAUCGUCUGCUCAGGGAGGAUCUGGAAUCGCUAAUCGAACUUACAACUUGGCCCAAGAAGAAGAGUCCGAUGGACGAGGUCGACGGGAAGGUGAAGGCUGCUCUCACCCGGGCCUACAACAAGGAAAUUGCACCGUAUUCGUACUCGACGGUCAAUGCUGUCAAGAAGAAGCGCGCGGAAGCUGCAGAAGACGAAGCGGCCGGCGAAUUGUACGGGGAAGGCGAAGAAGGUCAAGCUGCGGCUGUCGAUUCCGAGGAAGAGAAGGAAGACGAUAAUCUGGAGAAUAAUGCUUUCAUCAAGAUCAAGAAGAAGCCCGCGGCGAAGGGAGCCGGUCAGGGUUCUUCUGCCAGUGGUAGCAAAGCCGGUGGAUCGAAGGCGAAAGCAGCCACGUCCGGUAAGGGCAAGAAGAAGUAGGUGUUUUGUUUCGAGUUUUCGAGGUAUUCUACACGUUAACUAUGUU
Ochlerotatus camptorhynchus is the source of this 3481-nucleotide messenger RNA. It is a transcript of the gene Gnf1, whose product is annotated as germ line transcription factor 1. Gene Ontology annotation, cellular component: nucleus; DNA replication factor C complex. Gene Ontology annotation, molecular function: DNA clamp loader activity; ATP hydrolysis activity; ATP binding. Gene Ontology annotation, biological process: DNA repair; DNA replication. The transcript has 3 exons. NCBI's taxonomy places the organism in Eukaryota, Metazoa, Arthropoda, Insecta, Diptera, Culicidae. The record is from RefSeq and is a predicted model, not a curated record. The coding region runs from base 229 to 3435 and encodes 1068 amino acids.